GGCCGGGGGGAGUCAACGAGGGUUGUCUCACCAGGGUGAUCGACAUGGGGAGGUCACAGCGCCGUCAGCAUGAGGCUAUCGUGGACCAUGUGCAUGACACAUUCAGGGUCCGCUCCCCUGUGUAUCGGUACCUGGUUGUCGGCCAGAAGGUUGACAACAAGGGGGUCAUGAUGCUCCGUUGCACGUUUUGCAACAAAGUUUUCCAAGGGACCCAGUUUCAGGCCACGAGGCACUUCUCGCAGACAAACUACUGCAGGGACGUCAGCGACGAGGCAUUGUACGAGAUUGCUCGACAGACUCAGCAGAAGUUUGAGGCCGAUCAGAUGAAGAGGGUGUCGAGGUAUGCAGCCGAGCGCGAACUCGAUGUGCCCGGCACGGGUGGUGCAAGGGGAGGAGAGGCGGGGCGGCGUCCGGCGGAGGGAGGGGUCGGGGGAGAUGGUAGGCAUGGUGCGGCAGACCCCACUUUGGGUGGUGGAGGCGGUGAGACAGAGGAGGGCGUGAUCCACGUGGAUCGCGAGGCGCGUGGCCCGGGUGAUGAGGGAGUCCCGGAACGGGAGGACGUGCCUGAUUUUUAUCCAUGCACUGGGGAGAGGUUGGAGGACUGGCGGAGGCGAGCAGGCAAGGGAGCUGCAACGGAGGGGUCCUCCAAGAGGAAGGAAGGAGGGAGUGAUCCGGCUGCCACCCCAGCAGGGAAGAGGCUUUGGCAGCAGAAGGUGACUGAUGUCUACGGUGGUGAGUGGGUUGCCCGCCACAAGAAGGCAUUCCUUCGCUGGUUGUAUUCCAGGGGGUUCUCCUUCAAUGCCUUCCGCAACCAGGUGUGGAAGGCAUAUCAGCAGGUGCUUCUUGAGCAGCCUGGCAGUUCCCCGCAGGCACUGCUCCCCAACCACUACGAGAUUGCGAGUAUGCGGGCGGUGGAGACCCACCGUGCAGAGUUGGCGGAGGAGUUGGAGGAGGUGAGGCAGCCAUUCUGGGUGGGGAGGUACGAUGCUUGGCUUGUGGGGCAAGCCAAGAGGUACAUUUUGACGCAAACGAGAUUCGAGCUGAAGGGUGCGGAGUACAUCCUUGCAUGUCCGCAGUUUGGGGACUUCCACAUUCAGCAGGCGGAGAGGAACUGGGCAGUCCACGAGGGCAUUCACACGAAGAAGCGCAACCAGUUGACCUUCGAGAAGGUCGUGCAACUCAUUGAGAUCACCGCAAAUGUGUGGUUGACUGAGUAUCGGCGGGCUGGAUGCGGUUAUGUGUUACCAUGGCAGCGGGACGAGGGCAUGUUGGAUUGCCAGGAAGGACUCGAGUUGGAGCCUGUGCGCACGGGAACUCGCAGGGGGAUGACGGACGAGGAGAUUGCCCGUCAGGUUGCACUUAUUACCCGGGAUCCCAUCGGGGCGUCCGCACCACCCUCGGCGGAUGCCGUUUUCGAUAGACGUGCUUGCAUUUUUCGUCGCUACCCCAGGGACGAAGACUCAGACGAGGAGCCGAUACCCGAGGCGGCAGAUGACCCUGCGCUCCGCAUUCCCUGGGAGAUCGACGAGACGCACGAGGAUCCCAGCUCCGAGGACACGAGGGGUGGCGGACCGGGCGGAGAGCGAGAUGCUGGGGGGAGACGAGGACUUUUGGGGCCCAUUCGGGAGGAGUUGGGGUCCUCUUUGCCUCAGCGAGGCCUUCUCCAGAGAGGCGGGGCAGUCCGCCAGCUUAGGUUACGAUCACCUUCCCCGGGGAUAGGGCAGGAGGAGGGGGGAUCUUCGGCAGCAGCAGUGGAGAGUUCGAUGGCACCAUCCGCUGUAUCGGACGCGACGAUUGCGGCCGCGGUGGAGGAGAUAGCAGCAGCAUCAGUGCUAGAGGAGAUGGCAGCAUCAGUGCUGGCGGAGGAUCCACCAGCGGCCGGAGGAGGUGCAACAGUGGAGGGGCAGGUGGCAGCAGCAGGAGGAGCAGGUGGAGGAGCAGCAGAAGUGGAGGUUGAGGUGGCAGCAGCACUGGAGGAGGAGGACGCACCUUGCGGCGGGGCGACAUCGACGGAUCGGGCUCCAUCGAGGGACGAGGCGCCAGGAAGGACUUCGACGCAGACCGCCAAAGAGAGGACGACGACGCAGUCUCCAGAUGCAGCACACGACAUCAUGGAGCGAGAGAGGGCUAGACUUUUGGCAUCGACUGACCCUCGUGCUCAGGCGUUCGCACGGGCCGUAGAGGACGCUAGGCGUCUAGACAUAGGGGGGGAUUGUGUGCAGGGUGGGGUGGUGGCGGGGGAGGACGUUGCGGAGGGAGUGGCAGCAGAGCCAGUACCCGAGGCUAUGCCGGGUGGAGCAGAGACAGCGGACAUUGCUGUGGAGGGACGGACUCAGGCGGUGGAUGAGGCAGUGCAGGCAGGACAGCGACGAGUCGAGGGGGCUAUAGACUCACGACGCGAGGGGCAGGAGACAACGACGGGUCCAGUCGUUCCGUUCUCGGGCCUGCACUUGGCUCAGGCCCGACAGCCGCAGGCGGUUCAGAUGGCAGUGCAUGGUGUGCCACCGCCCAUUAUCACAGAUUUGGGGUCCGAGCCGGUGGUUGUGCCGCCACGUCUUCCUAGCCACUUUGCUCCGCAGGAGGUUCGUCGUCCUUUGGAUGCAGAGGAGUUGGCGAGAGAGGCUGUGCGCGAUGUUACUCGCUUGGACCGACGAAUCUUCGACCGGAAGCUCGAGCACCCACCGUGGCAGUCGAUCCCUUCGGUUCCAUGGGGUCCUGCGUCGCCCUUGUGGUCUGGGUCUACCUCCACUGGAGGACAUACCGCGGGACAUGUUCCAGGGGUUUCGGGUGGCGUGACGGAGACAGCGCGACGCACAGGAGACAUGCCACCCCCUCCUCCCAGAGCACCUGCAGGUGAUCCAUCAUCGUCACCCACGGGCAGAGGCUCUCGAUUCCCACACACGCCUGGGAGAUCUAGGAUUCGUGACACGACAGCAGUUCAGCAGGACGUGUGUGACACGACGAUAUUCGGAAGGACAGAUAUACAUUUGGAUUCCACCCGCCGUGUAACGGAGCACACUGCACGCCUUCAGCCGGGCUUGGGAGGAGGAGGCGCUAGGACGACCAUGGCGAGGGAGGUACCGGCAUCGGAUGUGAGCCUCAGCGAGGUCGUGGCAGAGGAGUGUCGACCGAUACCUUGGAGUACGCUCUGAGAGCAGCGACGCGUGUCGUGCAGGAGCAGACUCCACGCAAGCGUGGAAUACCUCCUCGUUCAUGCCCCGUGC
Molecule: messenger RNA, 3224 nt
Organism: Chara braunii
Lineage: Eukaryota; Viridiplantae; Streptophyta; Charophyceae; Charales; Characeae
Source: the annotation of a GenBank genome assembly